Molecule: messenger RNA, 10558 nt
Organism: Phyllostomus hastatus (greater spear-nosed bat)
Lineage: Eukaryota; Metazoa; Chordata; Mammalia; Chiroptera; Phyllostomidae
Gene: PGAP1
Product: post-GPI attachment to proteins inositol deacylase 1
Exons: 27
Coding region: 121-2889 (922 amino acids)
Biological process (GO): endoplasmic reticulum to Golgi vesicle-mediated transport; GPI anchor metabolic process
Cellular component (GO): endoplasmic reticulum
Molecular function (GO): phosphatidylinositol deacylase activity
Source: RefSeq, a predicted model, not a curated record
CCGAGCUUCGGCGCAAGCGCGCGCUGCCCCGGCUCUGCUCCGGCUCGGCUCCGGCGCGGGCAGCCUGGAGCCCUCGGCUCGCUCAGUUAGUGCUUGGGGUCUCGCGGCGGCGGCGGCACGAUGUUUCUUCACUCUGUCAACUUCUGCAACCUGGCGUUUUAUGCCUUCAUGAUCUUCAUGGCCACCCUCGGGCUGUGGGACGUCUUUUUCGGCUUCGAGGAGAACAAGUGCAGUAUGAGCUACAUGUUUGAGUACCCGGAGUAUCAGAAAAUAGAACUUCCAAAGAAGUUGACUAAACGCUAUCCUGCGUAUGAAUUGUAUCUUUAUGGAGAAGGAUCCUAUGCUGAAGAACACAAACUUCUCCCUUUAACGGGUAUUCCAGUUCUCUUUCUUCCUGGUAAUGCUGGAAGUUAUAAGCAAGUUCGUUCUAUCGGCUCUAUUGCACUAAGAAAAGCAGAGGACAUUGACUUCAGGUACCACUUUGACUUCUUCAGUGUGAAUUUCAAUGAAGAACUGGUGGCACUGUAUGGUGGGAGUCUUCAGAAGCAGACCAAGUUUGUACAUGAGUGUAUUAAAGCAAUUCUCAAACUCUAUAAGGGUCAAGCAUUUGCUCCAAAGAGUGUGGCAAUAAUUGGUCAUUCUAUGGGUGGCCUUGUUGCAAGGGCAUUGCUGACACUGAAAAAUUUUAAACAAGAUCUGAUAAAUCUCCUUAUUACACAAGCCACCCCCCACGUUGCUCCUGUGAUGCCGUUAGAUCGCUUCAUCACAGAUUUUUAUGAGACUGUAAAUGACUAUUGGAUUCUAAAUGCUGGACACAUAAAUUUAACCACACUCUCUGUAGCUGGAGGAUUCCGGGAUUACCAAGUUCGAUCAGGACUGACUUUUCUGCCAAAACUAAGCCAUCAUGCCAGUGCCUUAUCUGUCGUGAGUACAGCAGUGCCUAAGACCUGGGUGUCAACAGACCACCUCUCCAUUGUGUGGUGCAAACAAUUACAAUUGACUACAGUUCGAGCGUUCUUUGAUCUUAUUGAUGCUGACACUAAACAAAUAACUGAAAAUCCCAAGAAGAAAUUGGCGGUUUUGAAUCACCACUUUAUAAGACACCCAGCAAAACACUUUGAGGAAGAUCCAGCACUAAUUGUUGACUUAACAGAGACAUCUCUGUGGGUUCCAGUAAAAGUGUCAAAAUGGACCUAUGUAGCUUACAAUGAAUCUGAAAAAUUAUAUUUUACAUUUCCUCUUGCACACCAUAGAAAAAUCCACACUCAUGCCUAUUGUCAGAGCACCAUACUGGACACAAAUAGUUGGGUUUUUGGCUGCAUAAACACCACUAUUGUGUGCCAGCAAGGGGUCGAUCUGUCGUGGAAAACCGAACUGCUGCCGACAUUCAAGUCUCUGACGUUAAGACUUCAAGACUAUCCAUUUUUGUCUCAUCUUGUUGUUUAUGUACCAUCUGUUCUUGGAAGUAAGUAUGCUAUAGAUUGUGAAUUCUUUAACAGAGAAGCAAGAUCCUUACAGCUUCCUGUAACUCAUCUUUUUUCCUUUGGAUUGUCUUCAAGGACAGUGAUAUUAAAAACAAAAGGCCUGUUCUAUAAUAUAGAGCUUCUGAACUUUGGACAGAUAUACCAAGGUUUUACAAUCAACGUAGUAAGCAAGUGCGCAGCAGUCAAAAGUGAAAUAACUAGUAUCUAUAAACUUCAGAUUCCAUGGUCUUAUGAAGAUUCACUAACCAUUGCACAGGUUCCAUCUUCAACGGAAAUUUCUCUGAAACUUCAUGUUGCUCAACCAGAUAAUUACAGCUAUGUAGCCUUGUUAAAAAUGUACACGUCUUCAGACUGUCAGUAUGAGGUGACAAUUAGGACUUCCUUUUCACAAAUACUUGGACAGGUAGUUCGAUUUCACGGUGGAGCUCUUCCUGCUUAUGUUGUAGCCAACAUCCUUCUUGCCUAUGGAGGACAGUUGUACUCUCUUUUCUCAGCAGGUCAUUGCUUAGAAUAUGCUACUAUGUUGGAUAAAGAAGCCAAACCCUACAAAGUUGAUCCUUUUGUAAUUAUGAUUAAGUUUCUAUUGGGACAUAAGUGGUUUAAAGAAUUAUGGGAUGUUUUCUUGUUACCAGAAUUAGAUGCCAUCUUUUUAACUAGUCAGAGUAUGUGUUUCCCCCUUGUAUCCCUGAUUCUCUUCCUGUUUGGAACGUGUACUGCCUACUGGGGCGGCCUGCUCUCCUCCGCGUCUGUGAGACUCCUCUCUUCCUUGUGGCUAGCUUUGAAAAGGCCCUCAGAACUUCCUAAAGAUAUCAAGAUCAUGUCAUCAGAUGUAACCAUUUUGACCAUUGUUUUGAUCAUCGUUAGUUGGGCAACUUGUGGAGCAUUGGCCAUACUCCUAACUUAUCUUUACUAUGUGAUUAAGAUUGUUCAUCUGCAAGCCAUUCUAACAAAUUUUAAGAAUAGCCAAACUGUGAAUCCGAAACACCCUAGAAAAAGUGAAAAAAAAUCCAAUCACCAUAAAGACUCCACAGCACACCCUCUUCGUUUGUCUGCCAGCGAUGCUGAAGACAGUCUUCGCAUGCACAGUACUGUGAUUAACUUACUGGCGUGGGUCGUGUUACUCAGCACGCCAUCUUUAAUUUACUGGUUUAAGAACCUUAGGUAUUACUUUAAACUUAAUCCUGAUCCAUGUAAACCUUUGGCAUUUAUCCUUAUUCCAACUAUAGCAAUUCUUGGAAAUACUCACAAUGUUUCAAUAAAAUCAAGUAAAUGGUUGAGGACUGCUUCACAAUUUCCACUCCCUCUGGCUAUUGGUGUGAUCGCCUUUGGGUCCACACAGUUAUACAGGGUUCCAUGUUGUGUUUUCAUUUCCCUUUUCCUCCACGCCUUAUGUAACUUUAUGUAGGGUUGGAUCUAAGGGAUGAUGGUGUUGAUUUUGGCCCUUAGGGUCAGUAAUGAGAGGGGUUGCACAGAUCCGUCAGCGCAGACUACAAGAUCCUUUGGAGAAGACACGUCUAUUUUUACAAUGUUGAAAAUAGGAAAUUAGUUUUGUAAUGCUUGAAGAGAGUAGUUGAAGCAUGGUUCUGUUUGGUGGUGUGGCAUCUGUGUAAUACUCAUUUUUUAAAAAAUUGGUCAAAGGACACUGUCUUUGAGGACUCCUCCACAUGUCAGCAAGUCUGCUUAGCUGGUCAUGUGAGGGAGCUCCUCCCGAACACCUAGUAAACAUAAAGCAUUUUUUGUAACCUCACCUCAACCUCACCUCAAGCAUUCUGCUCAUUUCAUCAAACUUUCUUCUGAAAAGUGGGUUACUUUGUGUUUGCUACAGUAUUUAUUGAGAAGAUAGUUUUCAAAGACUGACGAAAUUCACAACCAUGUGGUCUCUCACAAAUGGAGUGGCCACAAAGAGUGUUUGGCCCGUCUGUCCUCAGCAGCCGCGGCGGACCACAUAGUUCUUUUGUUUUCUCCCAUCUGUGAAAAUUCUACUUUUCUAAGGAGACAUGUUUUCUUAGUAACCAAUGUAACACCGAUGGACAGAAAUAAUUCAAACUUCCAACUUCAUGAAAUUUUGUUGUUGCUUUACAAAUGCAAACCUUAGCUUUAUUCCUGGUGAAUUUGAGGAGACUUAUUACAGAGAUCUGUUGUUAAAUGUGAAGAAAAUCCCCACUGAUACUGACUUGCUGGGGUUGGAAGAUGCCAGUUAUUCUUUCUGUGCUUUUUCCUUACCAGUUUUACCGUUGACCCGUGGUUGCCGGAAGUGCCUCAGGUCCGGGCGGGUUAUUAAAAUAACUAAAUUCCAGUGGUCAGGAAAAAUUCCAGGUUUUCAGUUUUUGACUACUGUGGGAAAAAAAUUAGCACGAUCAAGUACAGUACCACAUUUGGUAUAUAAAAUUAUACUAUUGAUGGAGUAACAAACUGUUGCCCCACCAAUAGCAUAAGUAGGAACAGUAUACCUGAAUAAAUUGGAAGCUUUAGCCACUAGGUUUUACAGUGCAAUCUUAAUUUGCCAAGGUGAUCACUGUUUGACAGAUAAGAGAAUGAUAUUUCUAUUUCAUUUCAGAUUUCAGCUCACUUUUAGCUACAAGAGUAGGAAGCAGGUGACAGAGCUAGGUAUCUUUGCCUUAAGAAAGGAUAAACUCAGGCUGAGGUAUAUCUGGCUGAUAGAGUCCUUCCUUUAGAUGUACAUGCUGUAAAUACCUAAAACCUCUCAAGUCCUUAAUCUCAGUAAUUCCACUGUUGCACUUGUGAACUUGUGUCCUUCUUAGUAUUAAAGUACCAAGUUCAUCUUAUCUGCCAUUGCAUCUGGAUUCCAUUAGCACCUCUCAGCUGUUACUGCCUAUAGAGGGUUGUCCCCACAUUGCAGCCGAUACAGGGUCACUCCAUUUUUUUUCUCAGUUGUUCCUCAGGUCCUUGCUCUUUUGGCAUCAAAGAGCAUCUUGCUGUUAUUUCUGAGGCUUGUAAGUUUGUUUGAUUCCAUUGUUGUCUUUCCCAACUUCAUGCCUAUUGUUCAGAAGUCAUAUUUUCACUCACCAAUUCCAUUAAAGAGGAGUGGUAACCUCAGCGUUCAUGGCAGACAUACCAGGCUCUUAUGUGAGAGAAGUAGCAAAAGGGAUAGAAUACAAAAUGCUUGCGUGUUCAGUACCUGAAAGGAAAGAGAAUGUAUUAGAUUAUACCCCUGUCCCAUGGUACACCACACACAUGUUUCAGUAAGGACACAUCUGCCAAUGUGGAGCUUAUACGUGUUCUCAUAGGCAACUUCUGUACACAUAGCAUCUGUUAUUUUCUUCAUGGGUGCAAUUGUACUUCAAGUUACAGAUUAAAUGUGUCACUUAACUAUUUCUGAAUUUGAACUUAGGUUUAUACACAGAAAGAACUUUAGAAAUACUCAUUAAUUUGAAUCCUGUUGACAGCUGUAAUCAUUGUGUUUCGUGAUCUGAAGUCUCCGUGUUUCGUGAGUGCUGCUCAUGAAUGCAGUGUAACUAACAAGCUUUAAUUUCCCCUUUGUGAGUAGUAGUGCACAUUAGCUUUUUAAAGCAGCAGGCAAGGCACACUCAUUGUCACUAACAUAUCUCAUGUGAGUGUAGUUAUCAAGUUUUAAAGUCUUAUUUAUUUCUAACAAAAUACUUCAUCUUAGAGCUGCAAAAAGGAUUCUUAUUAAACAUUUUAGAAAUGACAGUAGGUUGGGUCUUUAGCCAUUGUAUACAUAAAUAUAGAGACAUUUUUUAAACAUUUCCACAGGGUCUUCCCCAAGUCUUGAUGCACUUUAAACCCAAAUAACUACCAGAGAGCAGAAGGUAGGCUCUGAAGAUUAGCAAAUGUGGAUGUUUCUGUCACUCGAGUAAAGGAAAGUGUUUUACUUGAGUGAUUGUUUCUACAAUCCAUAAUUUAAAUAUAAAUUACGGAUUGUUUCUGUCGUGCUUACAACCUGUGUCAGACAGUAAAGCUGUAUGGCUUUGACAGCGUUAUUACUAAACAGAGGAUUGUUUAUUGGUGGUCGGGGUCUAUCUAGUUCCACAAACUUCUGAGUUCUAAUGUUACAUUGUAAUUUAGAACUUGCUGAGUUUUGAGUAACUGAAUAACUUGUUGCUUAUAAAAAUUACUCCUGGACCUUACGGUUGAUAACUGGAUGAAACAGACUGGGCAGGAGAAACACUAGCACUUCCAGUGUUUCUAAAGCUUCCUCCAGAGUUACGAGUCUUCUAUAAGUUUACACCUGAUAACACAGUGGACAUCACUGAAGCCCUGUUUUCUGGAUCUGUUUCAUGCCAGAAAUUAAACAGGAUCUGCUAAGUCUUUUCUUGUUUGUCACCAGAAUGAAAAUAUUUAAAAGAGCAGCCCUAAAAAAACCACUUGUGCCUGAUGAACAUUGAUUUUUUUUUUAGUCUCUUCAAUAUACAUUGAUCAUGUAUCAAUCUUUUUUUUUAUUUUGGUCAGAUAAAUUUAGAUAUAUAAUGGAAGCCUCUUCCUUGAUUCAACUCCACUAUGAUGCCUACAUGAUUGUAUAGUAAGGAAAAAGAAAGAAAGAAUGCCAGUAGGCCUAGAAAAUGUUUGUUGUUGAUUAUCGUGUCAGCCACGCAGACAGUGCACAUUUCUGCCCCCCACACACCCCUGGGAGGCAUAUUGUCUGGUCUGUUCUUUACCUAGUUCCAAUACUUCAGAAUUUCCAGUUGUAACAUAGUUUAUUUAUUUCACCUCACUGCUCAUUAGCACUUCGUAUAGAAGGUGGCCAAGGGAAGUAAAAGGAGGUAAAACUGUUUUCAGUUCAGUUCCUGACAGCUCUGGGAGAAACGGGGGAAGCACAAAGACUAUGAGACAGACUAGGGCAGUUGAUUCUCAAGCCCCCAGGUAAUACCGUUAGCCUAUGUUUUCAUCUCACACAUUAGGUCUAAAUUAGUGUAAUAUCUUGCUUUAUUAUAAGGUUUAGUGCAAAACUUUACAGUGCUGCAUUUGCAAUUUCAGUAAAUUAAAAUCAGGAAAAAAUGUAAAUGUGCUGUGCCCUUCUAUGACCAGGCAUUUGUGGAUUACUUUUCAUCAUCAGCCUUCGUUUUCUCAGUAUGUCGAAGGGAACAGGAUAGCUUGUGAAGAUGGGGUGGAGGGGGUCAGUUUGGAGACCGUGGCACUCCCCAGGGUAAAGGAAGCAGCAGAAAUAUCUUUGUAUUAUGAAAUUAGACCCUGACCGAAAACCUGGUUGCCACAUAAGGUAAAUAAAUGUAGAAUAAAUGUAAUUCUACGAAAUAGUAAGAUGAUGGGGAGCUAUUUUACCCCAGUCUUUUUGAAUAAAGGACAUUUCAAAUUCUUUAAUGAACUUUAAUUUAUUCUCUCCCAAUAAGUUUAACAGCCUGAGGAAAUAGAAAGCUAUGAAGCUACUCACAUUCUUUAUUGUUAAUACGGAUGAUAGGAAAGAAAAGCCAGGUCGGUAAUCCAGAUCCUAGUAUGUGUACUUAAGUGCUCAAGAACUCACUUUCCUUGAUAAUGUAUUCUGAAUACAGAGGAAUGACUUUUGUAUAUUAAUAACUUAGUUUUAAGAAUGGAAUAAAAUUUGGAAAUAGUGAGAAUAGACUACUGUCCAUUAAUAGUAUAAAUAUUAGGAUGGGCAAAAGUAGGUUUACAGUAAUUCACCUGGAAAGUAAAUAAUACAAUAAUAAAUACACAGAAAUAAACUGUGUCUCAUGUAUGCACAAUGUAAACCUAGUUUUGCCUACCCUUGUGUCAUAGCACACAUGAAUUGGUAACAUGUCUUUCAAAAGCUAGAUGAUCUCAGCUACAUUUUGAUUACAUUAUCCACAGCUGAAGUUUUUUAAAACAAGUACAGUACUUACUAAAAGUGUUUGGCAUGUUAUGCUUCCAAAAAUGGCUGUUUUGAAAUACCAAGUAACCAGUUACUUUCUGAUGACUUUGUAUAGAACUUGAUGUAUAUGAGUCAGAAUUAUUCUGCACUGAUUCUGUACAUUGUAACUUUGAACACUUAUGAGGAAAACUGUUGAUGUAUUUUGAUUAGUUAAGUGUAAAUUUGUUUGCAUAUUUGAAUUCUAAUCUUAGUUUAGGAAGUCUAAAGGUAGUCAUUUUUGUAAAGUUAAUAUGCUGGGUUUUUUUAAUGUUAUCUUGGUUUUUAGUAUUUGUAUAGUAGUAAGGUUACUAGUAAAAGAUUUAUACACAAAGCAUAGAACUAUUAACUGUUCAAAAGCCUAAAUGAUAGGCAUGUUUUAUAUUUCAUAUUGCACUUGUUUUGUUUCAUAUUGGACUUUUUACAUCUCUUUUUUAAGAAAAAAAAGACACACUUGGUUUUUUUUUUAGCAUAAACCUCUACAUUGGAAAACAUAACCAUGUUCAUAUGGUUAGCAAAACACACGUUGCCACCAAAGCUAAGUGGAAAUAUGAAAUACCUCCAGUUGUCUGUGCCAAUGAACUCUUCUUAGCGUACUGGGAUUAAAGCAAAAAUAACUUUUCAGUAUUUUCCAUUUAGGACUUAUACUAAAUAUGUAAAUCCUCAAAACUUAUAUUCUGUACCCCGAUUUUUCUUUGAAAAUACAUCAAACUUGUAGCACAGUUAUAUUCUAUUUCAUCUGAUUUCUGGAAUAAUGUUCUCUGAUUUGGAGGGGGGGGCAAAAGUUAGUUUACCCAAUAAUGAUCUUUCAGUAAUUAGUCGAGGUAAUCAUUUGAAGUAGCCUUACUUUGGAUUCAUUCUGUGAUGUGAACCUUUAAAUCUGUCGCACGGACCUUCUCUAGUGCAGGCGUCUCGCUCCUGUAAUGACAGUUUGUAGGCUUUGCUUUCUCCAUGUGCCCGUCGGCCCUUCGCACAGUCACAUGCUCCACAGGUGGAAAGCGUCCACUGGAGCCUAAUGCAGUGCAAUGAGGUAAACAUUUUAAAAUGCAUAUCUUAAAGGAAAAUAUUUAAAAAAUCAAGGUGUUAAUGGUAAAGUGUUAAUGUUGGUGCAGUGUUGUAUUCUUGAGAGAAAAGUAGAAAUAUGAUAGACUCAAAAACUGUGAUGUUUACCUGGUUAAAAUUAUUUAAUUUCUCCCCUAUACAAAUUCUCAAAGGGAAUUUUGUUUCCUCAUAUUAUAGUACUUCCCCUAAUUUAAUGUCACUUGCCGUUUCUCUGCUUCAUAAUGUUGGUGCAGAGGCAGCUGAGAAAGCCAAAUAUGAAAAUAUUUAGCAUUGAUUUAGUGACAGUUUAUCCAAUCAUCUGGUGUGGACUCUGGAUAUUAGUAAAAAGAUGACGUACAAGACCUGAAAAUUAAGUGAACUUUGUUUUUUGGAAUGAGUUUGUCCUUUGUGUUGAAUAAUUUUAUCCUAAGUAGGUGAUGCCUGUAUUUAACAUAACCAUGCUUUCUACAUAAUCAAAUAUAUAUUUAUUUGAAUAUUGGUAGAAAUAACCUUCUCUUCCUCUGCUGUGAAGGAGGGAAAACUCCAAUUUUUAUUGUAUAUAAAUUAGGAAGUUGUAUUGUAUACUUACAUUUUUUAAAAUACAAAAAUGACUUAAAUAUAUUAUUUUAAAGUGGUUGUAUUGCGGUUUUUUCAACUUACGACUAACUAAAUGUAGCAAUGUACCCAUGAGAAACCAGACCAAAAUUGAAUGCAUAUUAUCACUGUGACCUUGAACUUAUAGUCUUUUUGGGAUAAAGUAGAUUGUGCCUUAAAAUGAUGAAGGAAUGCCCUACAAUUUUAUAACUGUGUAUUUUAUUAUUGGUGGUCUUCCCAAAUUGGCCCCAACUCCUUUUUUUAUUUUUUUGAGGUUGGUGAAGUAAAAAUUUUAAAUAAAAGUAUUACCCUUAGUAUUUGCAGAACUUUUGCUCUAGAGGCAGCUCUUAACUUUCAGAGUUCUCGUUUCAAAUUAAAAUUGACUUAUACUUUAUAGAUACAGAAGCUUAUGUGUGGCAAAGGCUUAUGAAAAUACUUUUUAUGAAGAUAGUGGUGGCACUUCUGUUCUGAAUUUAUUAUACACAGAAAGAUUAAUCUUAAUCUUCAGUGUAAUUUUUUGUCUUUUUAAAUAAAUGUCAAGACAAAUUCUUCCCUAUGCCCUGUACUUUUUUCCCCUCAGAUUAUUGAGGUUUAUAUUUAGGUGUAAAAUAAAGCAAUUUUACUGAAUAAUGACUUUUCAGUAAACUAAAAUUCAUAUAGUAUAUUUUUAAAUAUUAUUUUCCCCUUUUCUGUUUUUCUUUUUCUUCCCUAAGUAUUUUUAAUACUUGAGAGAACUGGCUCCAGUUUUGCUUGUUUCUCUAAUGUAAAGACUUGCAUUUUUACAGUGCUUACUUAAAAUUAUGGAUAUAAUUUCUAUUGAAACAAAUUAUUGCAUUCAUAGGAUGUUCAUGGUCUCUGCUAAAAGAAGCCCACAUCUCUUGUGAUUUGUUGUAUUUUUGUAUUUUAAUUUUGAAUGUAAACAUAGCACAUUUCUUUCUUCCCAUUUUAUGUUCACUGCCUUCCCAUAAAGACAUAAAUACAGGUUUCUCUAAAAGUAUGCAGAAAGAAAACAAGUCUUUCCUUACAGCAUAGUCCAGCUGAGUUGGAAGCAGUGUGGGUGAGGGUAUAUAAUCAAAUAAUGGCUGUUAACCUGCAUCAGUUUUUGUAUUACAGUUAAAAGUUUAUAGAAGAUAAACUGUUAUGCUGAGAUAGUCUCAGUGUUCAUUUAUUUGCAAAUUGAUCAUUUUGUUCUCAUCCAGAAAAUAGAGUGAAUAGUAACAAUACUUAAGUACAAAGAAAAUUGUCCUAUAGUAUAUACUGAAAAAUAUUGUCACCUUGCAGCUCUUUCAUUUAAACAUGCAUGAUCUUUUCCAGCUUUGUACAGUAUAUGGGGUACUAAAUAUACUUAUGUGUAAUUUUCUGUGUACUUUUGGUAUGGUGUAUAAUUAACAUUAUGACAUUAACUGGUUGUAAUUCACAAAAUGCAAUUUAUUGUACUCUGUAGAGUGUGGUGAAUGUUUUUAUCUGUGUUUCAACAUUAUGGUGUGGGGUUUAACAGGUGAAUAUUUGCCCUAAGUCUCUGCUCAGGUAUUAAUGUGUAGCAAUUUUUGGUGCUUUCUCUCCAACCUGUCAUGAUCUGGUGUUCUGAAUGUUCAACAAUAAAUCUGGUGAACAAGAA